Angiostrongylus costaricensis is the source of this 1197-nucleotide messenger RNA. Lineage: Eukaryota; Metazoa; Nematoda; Chromadorea; Rhabditida; Metastrongylidae. The record is from the annotation of a GenBank genome assembly.
CAACAUGUGAAAUACGGGAAAAUGAACCGUACAAUUAGCCCUGGAAAGAUUAGCUUCGAUCUCGAAGAGAAAAGCAGUUGCGAUAUUCUAGUGAUAAAUGUCGAGAAUUAUUGUAUGUUAAAGAAGUGGAUGUUUCCCUUCCCUGUGUUCGCAAGACGAGAUGCUGAUAUAUUCGUCGUUUCUAUCAAAGUAAAAGAACCAUGUCAUAGUGGAUUUCCUCAGCACGGUGACAAUGAAGAAUAUGCACUUCACGUAUCGCUUGACAAGGCGAUGAUAACGUCCCAAACAGUUUGGGGUGCAGUUAGAGGCAUGGAAUCUCUUAGUCAGCUGAUCUUCUAUGAUCGGAAGAAGUCGAAGUAUUUCAUCCGAACGGUGGAGGUUCAUGAUUUUCCGCGAUUCUCUGUUAGAGGAAUCAUGAUUGAUAGUUCACGCCACUAUCUUUCGAAGAAGGUUAUUAAGCGACAACUGGAUGUCAUGGCUAUGAACAAGAUGAAUGUCUUGCACUGGCAUCUAGUGGAUAGCGAAUCAUUCCCGUAUGUCUCUACAACGUUUCCUCAACUUUCACAAGUGGGUGCUUAUUCAUCACGCCACGUCUACACAUCGAAGGCAAUACGAGACAUCCUUCAGUACGCUAGAAUCCGUGGAAUUCGGGUUAUUCCAGAGUUUGACCUACCAGGUCAUACAGGCUCAUGGAAAGGUCAACCGGAGCUGUUAACAGAGUGUUUCGAUGCAUCGAAAAAACCAACCUACCGAAAUCUGGUAGAUCCAAGCAAGGAGGAAAAUUUCGAGUUCCUCACAAAAUUCUUCUCUGAAGUAGUGAACGCUUUCCCUGAUGAUUUUCUGCACCUAGGAGGUGACGAAGUCGCUGAUUACAUCACAGAAUGCUGGAAAAUUCAGGAUUUUAUGAAGAAAAAGUCUUUCGGUAAUAAUACCACUCUUCUUGAAAACUACUUCUUUGACAGACUUGCCGAGAUCAUCAGCAAUCUUCCGUCAAAACGAAGAAUGGUAUUCUGGCAAGAAGUUUUCGACAAUAAUAAGCCAAAUGGUUCUAUAAUCCAAAUAUGGAAAGGCAAUACUCAUGAGGAAAUCCUACGCGAAGUUAAGGCCGUUACAACGAAAGGCUUUAAUGUGAUUGUCUCUGCUUGCUGUAAUUUCAGUAUAACUUUCAAAGUUAAAUGCUGUAUUGCUUUAACAUAA